AUAUGGGAAUCAAAGACAACUCUUGAUCAGUUCAGUUUUGACCAGUGGGAAUACUCAGCUAGUGCUGAAAAUAGUUGUGCUCCUUUCAUAUGUGAAGAUAUGUCAGUUGCUUCUGAGUUGUCUCAUGAUAACCUUUUAUCAUUUCAGGGAACAGGGAAUCCAAAUCAAGAAUUUGGAUAUGAGAUGUGGAGAUAUCACUGUUAACUUAAGUGAAAAUCUGUUUGCGAAAACCAAACUGAGAUCGGAUGACUUUACCGAGGCUGUUCCAAGUGGAGGUUCUAGACAUGACAUUGCUUCCGGUAAACUAUCCCAGAACAAUAAAUUGUCGUCAAUGUUGAAGAAGCAGAUAAUUUUUUUCCCAGACAAGGUUAAUUUCAGGUUGCCCAAGCUUAACUUGAGAUUCAUGCAUCGGGGUCAAAGGCUUCUUUCUGAGAGUAAUGUUAUGGGCAUCCAUCUGAGAAGUAACAGAUCUCAGGUGUUUGAGGAUUCUGGGGAUAUAACAUCUCACCUUGAUAUUCAAACUGAUAUGACUGAAAUUCAUAUCCUCAAAGAAGAUGACAGUUCUAUCUUGGAGAUUCUGAAAGUUGUUCUCACUGCUUCGGUGGAUGCUCCAAUGCAACUAACUCAACCAAUUAGAUCUGAGAUCGAUGUUAAGCUUGGUGGGACCCAGUGCAAUCUUAUUGUGAACAGAUUGACGCCUUGGCUUAGUCUUGAUUUAUCAAGAAAGAAAGAAAGGUUUAUUCAUGAUGAACAGGAGAAGUGUCAGACAAAUAAAAAUGCUGCUAUAAUGUGGACAUUUACUGUUUCUGCACCAGAGAUGACUGUUGUGCUUUACAGUCUGAAUGAUGUACCGCUCUAUUAUGGGUGCGCACAAUCGUCUCAUCUGUUUGCAAACAAUAUAGCAAGCAAGGGAGUUCAAGUUCAUGCAGAACUCGGUGAAGUACAUUUCUAUAUGGCAGAUGAAUAUCAGAAAUGUCUAAAGCUAGAUUUAUUUGAUUCGGAAGCUAAUUUUGGAUCUUUACUGCAUAUGGCAAGGGUUGGUUUAGAUUGGGGACUUCGGGAGAUGGAAGCACAUGAAGACCAAGAUUCUAACCGGUUGAAAUUAGUUUUUGCUAUUGAUAUAACUGGCAUGGGGUUAUAUUUUGGCUUUAGUCAUAUUGAAUCUCUACUGUUGACUUUGUCCUCCUUUCAGUCAUUCCUCAAAAGUUUACCUAUUUUUCGUAAACGAGAUUUACAUGAUAAGGCUGGGCAUUCAAGAAAAAAUUCUGCAAAUGGGAGUCGAAUCUUAAAACUAAACCUUGAAAAAUGUAAUAUUAAAUAUUGUGGUGAAGUAAAUAUGGAUGAUAUGGUCAUUGCGGACCCCAAGCGUGUGAAUUUUGGUUCACAAGGUGGUGUUGUUAUGAUCAAUGUCUCUGCGGAUGGUACUACUCGCAGGGCAAGCAUCAUUUCAAAUACUACAAGUGGCUGCAAGAAAUUGAAAUUUUGCACAUCUCUAAGCAUCUCUCACGUUAGUGUUUGCUUAAAUAAGGAAAGACGUUCUCUGCAGAUUGAUCUUGAGAGAACUAGGUCUAUUUAUCAGGAAAGUUACAAUGACCAUAUGUAUGGUUCUAAAGUUACUAUAUUUGAUGUGCAACAUGCAAAAUUUGUCCGACGCUCUGGUGGCCUCAGUGAAGUUGCUGUCUGCUCACUUCUCAAUGUGACUGAUAUUUCAAUUAGGUGGGAACCUGAUGUACAUUUGGCAGCUUUUGAAUUUAUGACUGCUGUGAAAUGCUUUUUACAUAAAAUAAGGAAUCAUGGUUCUUGUGAUGGAGUCAAGGAAGAACUCGAUAUCCUAAAAGACAAGGAAGCUGAAAAAGAAAUUGUUUCGGUACAGGCAAAAUCCUAUAAGAAUCAUGCUAAAAGGGAGGCAGUCUUUGCCAUUGAUGUGGAGAAGCUGAAAUUAACUGCUGAGAUUGCAGAUGGUGUUGAAGCAGUUAUUCACGUGCAGUCUAUUUUUUCAGAGAAUGCAAGGAUCGGUGUGUUACUUGAAGAGCUUGUUCUAAGUUUUAAUAAUGCUAAUGUUCUCAAAAGCAGCAGAAUGCAGAUUUCUCGCAUUCCAGUUUCUGCAUCAGGUAAUUUGGCAGAUGCUAAAGUACAGUUGACCUCUUCAUGGGAUACUACUACAUGGGAUUGGGUGAUUCAAGGUCCUGAUCUUCAUAUUUGCAUGCCUUACAGGCUGCAGUUACGUGCUAUUGAGGAUGCAGUGGAGGAUAUGGUGCGUGGCUUGAAAUUAAUCGCUAAUGCCAAGGCUAGUCUCAUGCAUGUGAAAAAAGACAAUUACAGGAAGCCUAAGUCCAAGCCUGCAAAUUUUGGUACUGCUAGAUUUAUCAUUCGCAAGCUAACUGCAGAUAUUGAGGAAGAACCUAUACAAGGAUGGCUCGAUGAACACUAUCAGCUGAUGAAGACUGAGAUUUGUGAGGCAGCUGUCAGAGGUAAGUUUCUUGAUGACAUUCUUGACAUGGGAACCAAUUCUGGAGUUUCUGAAAACAAGGAAUUUUGUUCUGAAAAGAAGCUUUUCCAUGAUGGAGUUGAGAUUGAUAAAUCAAAUGACUUGGCCAUUAAAGACUUAUAUGAAGAUAUUCAAAAGCAGGCAUUUCGAUCUUAUUAUAGAGCAUGCAAGAAAUUAGUACCCUCGGAAGGGUCAGGAGCAUGCACAGAGGGCUUUCAAUCUGGUUUUAAGACAAGCAAGAACAGAGAAUCACUACUAUCUCUCUGUGCUACGGAGUUAGAUGUAACUUUGACCAAAGUUGUUGGAGGGGACGUUGCAAUGGUUGAAUUCAUAAAAAAGAUGGAUCCAGUCAGCUUAGACAAUGACAUACCUUUUUCUCGGACAUAUGGAAGAGAUGUUGAUUUAACUACAGGAUCUUUAGUUGUCCAACUAAGAAAUUACACAUUUCCCCUCUUUUCUGCAACUGCUGGAAAAUGUAAAGGUCGCAUUGUGCUUGCUCAGCAGGCUACUAGUUUCCAACCUCAAGUAGAACAAGAUGUUUACAUUGGAAAAUGGUGGAAGGUGCGUAUGCUCCGUUCAGCCAGUGGGACAACUCCUCCAAUUAAAAUGUACUCAGACCUGCCGAUAUAUUUUAACAAAGCUGAACUUUCCUUUGGGGUGGGGUAUGAACCAAGUUUUGCUGAUAUCAGCUAUGCAUUUACGGUAGCUCUUCGCCGAGCCAACCUUGGCAGUAAGAGUUGGUCAUCCACCACCAAGGAUCAAAAUGUAUCUUUAAGUAAUCCACCCAAAAAAGAACGAAGUUUACCUUGGUGGGAUGAUAUGCGGUAUUAUAUUCAUGGGAGAAUUUGCUUGUUUUUCAUGGAGACCAGAUGGAAUCUGCUAGCAACAACAAAUCCUUAUGAGAAGUUAGAUGAGCUUAAAAUUGUUUCAGCUUACAUGGAGAUCCAGCAGACAGAUGGCCAUCUAUUUUUUUUGGCAAAGGAUUUCAAGAUUUAUUUGAGUAGCCUUGAGAGUCUUGUAAAAAAUUGCAGUUUGAAGCUUCCCAGUGUUUCUGUUCCUUUUCUCCGUUCUCCCGCUUUUUCUCUUGAUGUUUCCAUGGAUUGGGGCUGCGAAUCAGGUUGCCCACUUAAUCAUUACUUGCAUGCAUUUCCAAAGGAAGGGGAACCUCGAAAGAAAGUUUUUGAUCCAUUUCGUUCCACCUCUCUUUCACUAAGGUGGAAUUUUUCUCUCAGACCCUCUCUGCAUUGUUAUGAUGAACAUAGCUCAUCUUCUGCUGUUGCCAAUGGCCUAUUACCAGAUGAACCCUUGCAUGAUUCUUCACAAACGAUGAAAAACAUUGCUGCUAAUUCUCCAACAAUGAACAUAGGCGCUCAUGACUUGGCUUGGUUGUUCAAGUGGUGGAACCUGAACUAUAUUCCUCCUCAUAAACUACGUUCUUUUUCACGGUGGCCACGCUUUCGCGUUUCUAGAGCAGCCAGAUCUGGUAACUUAUCACUGGACAAGGUUAUGACUGAAUUUUUUCUCCGGCUCGAUGCUACACCAUCAUGCAUCAGAUAUAUGCCCCUAAGUGAAGAUGAUCCUGCUAGUGGCCUUACAUUUGAAAUGACUAGGCUUAAGUAUGAACUUUGCUAUAGCCGUGGCAAGCAGUUGUAUACUUUCCACUGUAAACGCGAACCUCUUGAUCUUGUAUAUCAGGGCCUUGACUUACAUCUUCUCAAGGCAUUUCUAUGUACUAACAAUAAACAAGAUGUUCAAUCAACAAAGGGAGCUUCACUGGCACUUUCAACUGAUAAUUUUGGUAAUGAAUAUUUCAUGUAUCCAAGUGGUUCCAGUGGAAAAAAUGGUGACGAUGGUUUUCUCUUAUAUUCUGAUUAUUUUACUAUUCGUAGGCAGGCCCCAAAGGCUGAUCCUGCUAGGCUUUUAGCUUGGCAAGAAGCUGGUAGGAGAAAUCUUGAGAUGACCUACGUGAGGUCUGAGUUUGAAAAUGGGAGUGAAAGUGACCAUACACGGUCUGAUCCUAGUGAUGAUGAUGGAUUCAAUGUUGUAAUUGCCGACAAUUGUAGACGGGUAUUUGUUUAUGGUCUUAAGCUGUUGUGGACUAUUGAAAAUAGAGAUGCUGUUUGGUCGUGGGUUGGAGGCAUAUCGAAAGCAUUCGAACCACAUAAACCAUCUCCUUCCAGGCAGUAUGCACAGAGGAAAUUGUUGGAGGAACAGCAAAGAAAUGAAGGGCCAGGAAUUCCUGGAGAUGACAAUCUUAGGCCAUUGGCAGCAAUCCAUGGUUCGAAUUCUCCCCCCUCUCAGCAUGUUGAGGCCUUAAGUUCACUGUCUUCUGUUUCUGUUUCUACUAAAAUGGACUGUACAACAUCCAACGCUGUUGUGAAUCAUGGACGUAUUGGUGACUCUGAAGAGGACGGGGCACGCCACUUUAUGGUGAAUGUAAUUCAGCCUCAAUUCAACCUUCAUUCAGAGGAAGCUAAUGGUAGGUUUCUUCUCGCUGCUGCCAGUGGCCGUGUCUUGGCGCGUUCUUUCCAUUCUAUUCUUCAUGUUGGGUAUGAGAUGAUUGAACAGGCAUUAGGAACCAGCAGUGCCUCAUUUCCUGAUAUAGAACCUGAGAUGACAUGGAAGCGUGCUGAGCUUUCUGUGAUGCUGGAGCAUGUUCAAGCUCAUGUGGCACCUACUGAUGUUGAUCCUGGUGCUGGCCUGCAGUGGUUGCCAAAAAUUCUUAGGAGCUCACCCAAAGUAAAACGAACUGGUGCUUUACUUGAGAGAGUUUUUAUGCCAUGCCAAAUGUACUUUCGUUACACCAGGCACAAAGGAGGCACGGCAGAGUUGAAGGUUAAGCCUUUAAAGGAGCUCAUCUUCAAUUCUCCUAAUAUUACUGCAACGAUGACAUCACGUCAGUUUCAGGUUAUGUUGGAUGUGCUUAGCAAUCUACUAUUUGCUCGACUUCCCAAACCCCGUAAAAGCAGUCUCUCUUACCCAGCUGAUGAUGAUGAUGAUGUUGAAGAAGAGGCUGAUGAGGUGGUUCCUGAUGGUGUGGAGGAAGUAGAGCUUGCUAGAAUCCAACUUGAACAAAAAGAGAGGGAAAGGAAGUUAUUUCUUGAUGAUAUACGGACUCUGUCGGUUACAAAUGAUAUUGGAGGUGAUUUGACUCUAUUUACAGAUAGAGAUAGUGAUUUAUGGAUGGUGUCUUGUGGAAAACUAAGAUUGAUCCGUGGGCUGAGGAAGGAGCUUGGAAAUGCCCAAAAAUCUAGGAAAGAGGCAUCUUCAGCAUUGAGGAUGGCGCUACAGAAGGCAGCACAAUUGCGAUUAAUGGAGAAGGAAAAGAAUAAAAGCCCUUCCUGUGCUAUGAGAAUUUCCAUGAGAAUUAACAAGGUUGUAUGGAGUAUGCUUGCAGACGGUAAAUCUUUUGCAGAAGCAGAGAUAAAUGACAUGAUCUAUGACUUUGACCGUGAUUACAAGGAUAUUGGUGUUGCUCAGUUUACUACUAAAUCCUUCGUUGUUAGAAAUUGUCUACCAAAUGCCAAAUCAGAUAUGCUGUUGUCUGCCUGGAAUGCACCUCCCGAAUGGGGAAAAAAUGUUAUGCUUCGUGUAAAUGCCAAACAGGGAGCUCCAAAGGAUGGAAGUUCACCACUUGAACUUUUUCAGGUAGAGAUCUAUCCUUUGAAGAUUCAUUUAACGGAAACAAUGUACCGAAUGAUGUGGGGUUACUUCUUCCCGGAAGAAGACCAAGACUCCCAGAGGCGACAGGAGGUAUGGAAAGUUUCAACAACUGCUGGCUCUAGACGAGUAAAAAAAAGUCCAUCUGUCCACGAGGUAAAUCCAUCAAGUAGCCACUGCACUAGAGAAAUUGAAAGUACAGGAAGGCCUGUGAUGGCAGGAUCCCAGGUUAAUGCUAGCACUUCAGUUCAUGGUGAUUCUUCCCAAGUGUCGAAGUUGCAAAGCCUGAAAGCAAAUAUUGUGUGUGGAGCAAAUCCUGAACUUCGCCGUACACCUUCAUAUGACCGAAUGGAUGAAACUUUAGCCGAGUCUAUAACUAAUGAGCCUGUCCUCCCAUUGUAUAGUUUAUGCAUUUCUUCCAAAAGUGGCCAACUGAAUCCUGCACUAGAAUCUCAGCAAGCUAUUACUGAGGAUACAUUUAGGAGUAAAUCAAAAGACCCAAAGCCCAUGAAGCCAGGACGCUUGUCAAAUGAAGAAAAGAAGGUUGGAAAACCUCAUGAUGAGAAGAGAGCUAGGUCCCGGAGAAUGAUGGAGUUCCAUAACAUCAAAAUUAGUCAGGUUGAGUUGCUUGUUACCUAUGAAGGUUCAAGAUUUGCAGUGAAUGACUUGAGGUUGUUGAUGGAUACAUUCCAUCGUGAUGAGUUUAUUGGAACAUGGAGAAGGCUGUUUUCACGUGUUAAGAAACAUAUCAUAUGGGGUGUUUUGAAAUCAGUGACUGGAAUGCAGGGUAAAAAGUUCAAGGAUAAGGUUCAAAGCCAAAGAGAAGGCCAUGUUGGUGUUGUGCCUGAGAGUGAUCUCAAUUUCAGUGACAGUGAUGGUGGCCAACCUGGGAAGUUUGAUCAGUUUCCUGUAUCAUGGCUCAAACGGCCAAGUGAUGGUGCUGGUGAUGGAUUUGUCACUUCAAUAAGGGGCCUUUUCAACUCCCAACGCCGCAAGGCCAAGGCGUUUGUCUUGCGAACCAUGCGAGGGGAGGCAGAGAAUGAGUUCAAUGGUGAGUGGAGUGAGAGUGAUACUGAGUAUCCUUUUGCACGCCAAUUGACCAUUACAAAAGCAAAAAAACUCAUUCGUCGGCACACGAGAAAGUUUCGCUCAAGAGCUCAGAAGAAUUCAGGCUCAGCUUUACAAAUUCGAGAAUCUCAUCCAUCAACCCCAAGGGAGACGACUCCAUUUCAGAGUGACUCAUCUGGUGGAUCAUCUUAUGAGGACUUUAAUGACUAAAUCCCUAAGAAAUCAAAUCCAUUACUGUGUCAAGGAAUUGGAAUAAUCACCAUUGAAUCUUUCUGAUUACUGACAGAGCACCGGGUCUUGAUUCAUCAUUCAGCUAUUGAAAUAGAGAGAUCUGAUUGCUGUUGAUGCAGUGGUUUUUUUUUUUUUUUUCAUUGGAGAAGCUGAAGUCAUUGGAAAAGCAGCCACAGCCACUCAUGUUCUGCUUGAGUUUAAGCAGCUGUGAGGACUUAUAUCUAUAGCAGGUUCUCCACCAGAAGAGUCAUGGCUGGUUCAUCUGUCCAUUCAUAAUGGUCCAUCCAUUGAAUUACUAAGCAGGUUCAUCCAUUUUGUAGCAUCGCAGCUGCUGUACAAAAAUCAAUAAAAUCCUGUAACUAUUGCUUUAUUGUUCAACUAAGAGCUAUUAAGUUAUUUUAUAUUUAAAGUUAUUUCUAGCAGAUUGGUGGGCUUCACUGAUGUGAGAACUUGCUGUAAUUUUCAGUUUGAGUCAAGUCGCAUGGAAUAUCAAAAUUAGGAGAAGUCUGUGAAAAUGCAACUUUAAUUGAAGCCAUACAACUCCUACCAAAGACCAAAAAGGGCCAUAGCUGCAGGAUAAUAAUGCUAGAUUUUAUUUCA
Molecule: messenger RNA, 8047 nt
Organism: Dendrobium catenatum
Lineage: Eukaryota; Viridiplantae; Streptophyta; Magnoliopsida; Asparagales; Orchidaceae
Product: protein SABRE
Exons: 20
Coding region: 125-7426 (2433 amino acids)
Source: RefSeq, a predicted model, not a curated record